AUUGACAUUAUGCAAAAUAUUUUUACGCAAUAAAAAUGUAAUGUUAAAGUAUAUGUGUAUGUUUGUGUGUGUAUGUGUAUGUUAAUCUAUAUUAAACAUAUCUAGGUUUAUCGUUAAUUUGAAUUUCGCGCCUUUUUUACUGACGGAAAUCGCAUCUUUUUUUGUAUAGAGUGUGGAUUUAAGAGGAGAGAAAUCUCUUAUGAUAGAACUGUUGCAAAAGUAUCCAGCUGUCAGCUAUAAAUAAUAGUUCCAAAUCUCUCCAGAGUAGCGCUAGAGUAGGAGUAGCUAAGAACCUAGGCGUUAUUGACGGAGUGAAGUGCGCUGUCUAUGAUUUAAUUUUUUUGUUCAAGUACUCUAGGUAUUGUAGCGUCACCUAUUUUCGGUUUUUUGAUGACACUUUUUGGUAUAUGGAGAUUCCUUUCCUUAUCUCUACCUUCCAUAUUUUUUUGCUAAAAAUAAAUUUAAUAAAAAUUAUCAUGGUCAUUUAAUUCCUUGGCAACACACAACAGCUGCUUUUUGACGUUUAUCCUGUCAAAUCAAACGUCAAUGUCAAAUUGUCUGAAAUUUUUUCGCAUCGACCAAAGAUUUCGACGCAUUUUCAUCGUCAUUCGUAUUUUAAUUAAGAAUACAAUUCCUUUUUAAUGUGAAUGCUUGCUGAAGACUUUUAUAGCAAGAAUAAUUUUAAUAAUCAUGGAUCGAGUUAUAAUCGAGAAAGACAAGGUUAUUGCUCCCGAUGUGGCGUUAAAUGCUGUGCUGCAACCCAGCCAAGAACUGCCCGCUGAGACUCCUAUAGUGACCGGGUAUGAUUGGGAACUUGGUACAGACUACAAUAAACUACUCGAGAGUUAUGUAAACUCUGGUUUCCAAGCCACAAGCUUCGGAAAAGCUGUUGCAGAAAUCAAUAAAAUGCUCAAAUGUCGCUCAGUUGCCUUGACAGAAGAAACAAGCGAUCCGUACGAAGAGGAUGUAUUUAUCAAGAAAAAAACUAACUGCACUAUAUUCUUGGGCUACACUUCUAAUAUGAUAUCCUCCGGCUUGAGAGACACAAUCAAAUUUCUCGUGAAAAAUAAACUUGUUGACUGCAUUGUGACAACCGCUGGUGGUGUAGAGGAAGAUUUCAUCAAAUGCCUCGCUCCUACUUAUGUUGGUGACUUUAAUUUGAGCGGGAAAUCCUUAAGAAUCCGCGGUAUUAACCGAAUCGGGAAUCUCCUAGUACCUAAUGAAAAUUAUUGCCGUUUUGAAGAGUGGGUCACUCCAUUGUUGGAUGAAAUGCUUGAUGAACAGAUUAGAGAUGGUACAGUGUGGUCACCAUCUAGAAUCAUCGCAAGACUCGGUGAGAGGAUUAAUGAUGAAAGCUCGGUUUGUUACUGGGCAUGGCGAAAUAAUAUUCCAAUAUACAGUCCAGCUCUAACAGAUGGUUCUUUGGGUGAUAUGAUGUAUUUUCACUCUUACAAGCGGCCUGGUCUUGUAAUUGAUAUUUUAGGGGACCUGAGAAGACUAAACACUAUGGCAGUUAAGGCUAAUAAUACUGGCAUGGUUAUUCUUGGUGGUGGAGUUGUCAAACAUCAUAUUUGUAAUGCGAAUUUAAUGAGAAAUGGAGCUGACUUUGCUGUAUAUGUUAAUACAGCUAGCGAAUUCGAUGGAAGUGACGCUGGGGCCAGGCCAGAUGAAGCGGUAUCGUGGGGAAAAAUUAAGCCUAAUGCUACACCAGUGAAGUUGUAUGCUGAUGCUACUUUGGUAUUUCCAUUGAUGGUUGCUCAGACAUUUGCUAAGUAUCAUUUCAAAAAUAAAAAGAAUGUGUAAAUAUGA
Cydia pomonella (codling moth) is the source of this 1809-nucleotide messenger RNA. RefSeq names its product probable deoxyhypusine synthase (gene Dhs). NCBI's taxonomy places the organism in Eukaryota, Metazoa, Arthropoda, Insecta, Lepidoptera, Tortricidae. The coding region runs from base 691 to 1803 and encodes 370 amino acids. The transcript has a single exon. Gene Ontology annotation, biological process: peptidyl-hypusine biosynthetic process. Gene Ontology annotation, molecular function: deoxyhypusine synthase activity. The record is from RefSeq and is a predicted model, not a curated record. Gene Ontology annotation, cellular component: cytoplasm.